Messenger RNA from Archocentrus centrarchus (flier cichlid), 1713 nucleotides. RefSeq names its product transcription factor 7-like 1-B. The transcript is spliced from 7 exons. The record is from RefSeq and is a predicted model, not a curated record. Gene Ontology annotation, molecular function: DNA-binding transcription factor activity, RNA polymerase II-specific; RNA polymerase II cis-regulatory region sequence-specific DNA binding. Gene Ontology annotation, cellular component: beta-catenin-TCF complex; catenin-TCF7L2 complex; chromatin. Gene Ontology annotation, biological process: canonical Wnt signaling pathway; regulation of transcription by RNA polymerase II. Bases 493 to 1713 code for a protein of 406 amino acids. Lineage: Eukaryota; Metazoa; Chordata; Actinopteri; Cichliformes; Cichlidae.
UGAGAACUGGUUUGUGUGCUUAUAAUUUGGUUUCUAAGGGAACAAGCAUUUUUAUAUUUUUGUAUUACUGUAGGGUCUUUACCUUACAAUGAACAAAAGCACCAUAAGGCAACUGUUUGCUGUGAUUUGGCGCUAUAUAAAUAAAACUGAAUUGAACUGAACUGAAUUGAAUUGAAUUGAAGUGAACUGAUAUGUACUGCAGGCUCAGUGAGGGCCUGCCAACUAUUUUCUGCCCUGGGGUCCCUGAGGAGGUUGAUCCAGCACUGAAGACUGUGGCUGAGGAGAUGCUGCAAACAGACAGGAGUGGAAUGGAAUGUUCAGAACUGAUGUAGCUGUUCUAUAGAACCUUAUAAAAAGAUUCUUUAGGUUUAAAUAAUUCACUUCACCAACAGACGCCGCUGUGUCAACACCUACUCCGAAGAGCUACAAACAAACUUUUUUGAAUAUUUUACACCAAAGUACAGAAAGAGCACCUCAACCUCCGUCACGAAGAUGGACAGAGCAAUGGUUAACUGUACUGCAGAGGAUGCAACAUUUAACCUUUUGGGGCAAACACCCACACUGUUUCAGUGGCCUGUAAAUUGUGUCCCCACAGUAGCAGCAGCAGCACCCAUCAUUCAUCCUGCUGCUCCUUCAAACCUAUAUAACAAUGUGCUCAAUCUCCCGAAUUACGUGGUGGAGUACCUCCGUCCUAUGGGAGAACUGAACGGAGUCUUGGUGUCUGACUUUGCGUCCUUUGCUCCUCCGCUCCGCACACCCGCUCCAAAAAAGAGGAAGCGUGAUGGCCACCAGGAUGAGGACAGGCCAUAUGUUAAAAAGCCCCCGAACGCCUUCAUGCUCUUUUUGAGGGAGCAGAGGGAAAACGUGAAGGCAGAAUUGAAAAUAAACGGGAGUGCGGCUGUGAAUGCAGCUGUGGCAGAGAGGUGGAAGUCCCUGUCAAAGGACCAACAGGACAAAUACUAUGAGCAGGCCAAUGAGGAGAAAAUGCUCCAUAGCCAACAACAUCCAGGCUGGUCUACUAAAGACAAUUAUGGCAAAAAGAGGAUGAGAAUUCGGGGCGCGCCCUGCAGCAGAGCAUCUGCACCUAAACCUGCGCAGGAACCUGAACAGGCCAAGUGGCCAAGUGUGAACAUGCCUGCGUAUGGCACGUUCCACUUGCCGCAAGUAAAUCACGUCCUCCCUACAGCUCAUACAAACCCCCCUGCAUCUACAUCAUACUCUCCUUAUGUUUACCCCUGCAUUGGUCCUGCUACUCCUGUGGAUUCCCCUCCAUCCACAGUUGUACCAACUGAACCAAUCGCCACCUUCACUGGCGACACUGCUGAAGACCUCUUAUCAGCACUUGAACACCUCGAUCCCCUUCUUCCUGCUCCACUGCCUCAGGAGCCUGUCUUCCUUCACUCAGACCCUGGCUCGGGUCCUGCUACUCCUGUGGAUUCCCCUCCAUCCACAGUUGCACCAACUGAACCCAUGGCCACGUUUGUCGGCGACACUGCUGAAGACCUGUUAUCAGCGUUUGACCACCUCGAUGCCUUUCUUCUUGCUCCACUGCCUGAGGAGCCGGUCUUCCUUCACUCAGACCCCUGCUUGGGUCCUGCUCCUCCUGUGGAUUCCCCUACAUCCACCCUGCUGGCCUCACCAGUCUUAACAAUCAAACCCAUGUCUGCCUUCUUCUGCGACCCUGAAGAAGACCUCUUGGCACUGCUGAAAUAG